AUGCAGUGGCGCUCGUUCGCGCAGGCCUGCUGUGAAGUCGCUCCUGGCAAGAUGAGACGGAUGGUGGCCUUUGCGAUCGUGGCACAAUUGGCGGGAGCCCUCAUGCUGGCAGCCUCCAACCUGUUCUUCUGGACCAGCCUGUUCGCCGUGGCGUCGGUGGCGUCCUUAGCGAUGAUCUUGCUCGCCGUCGAGCUGCAGCUGCGCAAGGGCUUCGAGUUCCUCGCUCGACCCCUGCUGCGAGCAAAGCUGGUGUUGUGGACCCUGUACCCGACCACGCGCAGCUUGAGGCUGGUGGGCUGGAUCGGGACUCAGACGGAGCAGGUCCUGGUGCUCUCCGCGCUCGACUUCUGCAUGGCGCUUCUGCUCCUGGCAGCCAUACUGGCAUCGCACAUGCACACGUUCUUCAGACAGGCUCAGACAGUCCUGGCCCACGUCCAUUUGAACCCAGUCGGCGCGCAGCAUGCGAGUCCAACUGUGUAG
Messenger RNA from Prorocentrum cordatum, 480 nucleotides. The record is from the annotation of a GenBank genome assembly. NCBI's taxonomy places the organism in Eukaryota, Dinophyceae, Prorocentrales, Prorocentraceae.